UUAAAGAUAAGGCACCGGAAACAUGGCGACAGUUCAUUUUUGUCGCUUUUCCAGUGGUAGUAGCCUCCUGGACCUUAGCCUAGCUGACAGAGAUUCUUUCCUGCAGUGAGAGAACGACGACGACGGAAGAGGAGCUAUCGAAGAGGCGUAGAGAUGGGGUUGGGACUCUGCUCCGUUGUCCUGGUAUUGUCCAUCACGCGGGUCUCUUCGUCAGUUUGUCCCACCUUCAAGGAUCUCCAAGCAGAUAAGUCAAUAUGUGAGCCAAACUGCCUGGAUCCUUCUAUAGGGAAAGUGUAUGGUACCCUUGACUAUCAUGAGGAUUCCCACGUGUGUCUGGCGGCUCUCCACGCUUUGGUCAUCAGCGAUAAGGGAGGCUCGGUCAGUGUCAAGAGGUCAGAGCAGGUCAUCCGAGAUUAUUACGGCACUGUCAGGAAUAGGAUUGUGUCCGAGAAAAGGAUGGACGCCAAUUCACGGCCUUAUACUGUCCGAGGACCGGGGGGCAUCACAGCAGAAGACCUCCUUCCCGACGUCCUCCUCGUUCACGAUUCCUACGCAGACGGGGACAUCCACAUCACCUGCUUCUCCCAGGACCCCGCGCAUGAGCUGGCGGCCAGACUCGUGAGGUGGGACUAUAGCAAGAACUUGCAUCACAAUAGAGCGGAGACGCAGCCGCAGAGGAAUGUCUUUACCUUCGACGACGGCCCCAACUACCACGCCUUCGUCUGCCAGGGGAGACGCCCACCGACGGAUGUCUUGGCUGUUGUGCAGUUCCGGCAGAACAAUAAUGGAUACUACAACCCCACGUACCAGGCUCCAGCUACCACCUUCCGCGCGAGCAGAGGAGAGACUCUGAACAUCUCCCUCAGUAAAGCGGACGGAAUGCCUUCCGAAGUGUUCCUAAAGAAGUUCCCCGCGAGCUGGCCAAUCGACACGCCCAACUGGACCCUGCCCUUGACGUUCACCUCCGUCCAGCCUCAGCACAAAGCCAUUUACAAUGCUGGCAAUUCAAAGGACGGGAAGAUUACUCAAAUUCAUUCCCAGGGAGCUUAUUUCGAAAUUAUGGUUAGAGACUGCCCAGCCCAGAAGUACGGUUCAGACUGUUCAAAGGACUGUCCCGUUUGCCACAAUGGCGGCAUGUGUCACUCGCACGUUGGAACUUGUGUCUGUCCUCCUGGGUACUACGGAACCACCUGUGAGCAUGCAUGUCUACCUGGAUGGUUUGGGGCAUCUUGCCAGCUGCCAUGUCGCACGGAUGAGAUUGGGUUCAACGUUCAUGAGACAGAGAAAUGCUCAGGACUGACCUUCUGCGUGCCUGCUCCUUACGGCUGCUCCUGCGCCCCUGGUUACAGCGGACCGUACUGUACUGAAGAAUGCGCCGCCGGGACCUAUGGAGUCAACUGCCAGUGGCGCUGCAAUGGCUGUGCCGAAGGGUGCCAUCCUGUCACUGGCACAUGCAACAGGUGUGCAUCAGGGUCAUCAUGCAUCGCCCGACCACCUGCACCCUCAGACCUCAAAGUCGUGGUCGGUGAAAACAGCCUGAACGUGACCUGGCAAGAGACCGGGGACCACGGCGCGAUGUACUUCGUUACCUAUCAUGAGGUGAGUUGCGCAGUUCUCAACAAGCAAGAGGCAGAGAAGCAGGAGGUCUCGUCGACGGCCAGAGUGGAACUGAGAGACCUGAAGACGUUCUCUCGUUAUAACGUAUGUGUGGUGGUCAGCCGCGGGCCGCACGGGGGGCAUAGCCAGCCUACCUGUAUCCAACCUUUCACAGCUCCUCGUGUGUCCAGUUUCAUGUGCACCGGCUACAUCGACACAGCCACUUGCUACGUCACCCUGUCUGGAACCUGCGCCCAGACUUUGGCCACAGACUUCACAAUCACUGUCAUUCUGGAAACUUAUCUGUCGUGUAACCAAUCAACGAUCGUCCACCGCGAGGUCUUUCCAAAUCGGACAAGGACAAGCAAGGAGGUAACCCUGAAAGUCAUGCCAGGUCAGAUGUACAACGCUUCUGUCGUCAUCACCACCGCAGCCAGCCAGAUCGUGGCCGAGGAACGGACUAGCUUUACAACGAGACCUGGGGAUCCGACGCCCGUGCGAGACCUGACCGCCGGCCUGGUCUGCCCCACGCAAGUCCAACUGUUCUGGAAUGACCCUUGUCCCAUCAACGGCCGGAUCCAGUAUUUCCAAAUCGAGCAUACGGGUGAAAUGGUGUUUAUUGAGGACUGCCCGUCUCCAGCCUACCAGCGGUGCCACACAGUAAAAGGCUUGGAACUGAAUAAGACCUUUCAGCUUACGGUGUUCGUAUAUAACAAUAAAGGGCGUAUAUCUGCGUCUGUUAACGCUUCUACAGUGGAGAGUCAACCCGGACCGUCCCACGCUGUUACCCAGUCAAGGAAUCCACGAGACUUGACGCUCGCUUUUGGAAUACCAACCCAAGCCGGUGGUGUCUUGCUCAACUGUUCUCUGUCUGUGCAAGGAACCGAUCACAAGUGCACUAAAGAUUUCGAGAGAAAGCUUUCUGCUGAUGACUGUCCACCUCCCAUCGACCAGAGCUCUACAGUCUGUCCGAAGUUCACGGGACUAGCGGAGGGUAAGCUGUACAUUGUGGAGACCUGGUGCUGUAAUUCCAAGUACUGUGGCAAGAAGACCCUCAGUCAGGUGGCCACCACGCCUUCGCCACCCACCUUGUCUGCCGCGCCUUCUGUCCUGGAGUCGAGUAAUACGACCAUCACCCUUGCUCUCCCUACCCUGACGCGUCACGGAGAUGGAAACAGUUCAAUGGCCGUGGUGGUUCAGCGCACUCAAGAUGACGGUGGCGAAGAGGGAGGAAAUCUGCAGGCAUCCGCUAUCUCCCUGCUAGAGAAGGCACUGAGCAGGCACAUUAUCAACCCAAAGGAAGCCAAUAAUAGUAGGAGAAAGCGUAGUGAUGUUAUGUAUUUCACGGACACAUGGGAGGAGUGUCGGGAACCCUUACGCAUUGCCGCUGUACUGAAGGAGGAUGACUCUGUUUUCGUUAUUGGGGAUGGCCAGCGUUACAACGGGUUCCUAAACUGUCCUUUGGAGUCUCAAAAAUCUUAUAAAAUUGGCGUCCUUGCAAGAAACAGGCUUCUGGGUGAGACACAGUACGACUGGCAGGAGAUCCCAGGGGUGGUGCAGGCGAGGACGUGGAAGCCAUCGACCUCUCUCUUGUCCGUUCUGAUACCAAUUCUUGUGGUCUUGGUACUGCUGAUCGCUGUGGUGGCUUUUGUUAUGUACCGGAACCCAAACCUGAUUCAGAAUUGGAAAUCUGCUUUCAUAAAAGAUCAGCAGGAAAGCAGUUUGGUUCCGAAAGACAGAAGAAUUUCUUUCCACAAUGUUUCGUCACCUCCGGACACGGCUUCGUUAUCUCGAGAGGAUCCUGUAUAUGAAAACCUUGACUUACAAGAAAUUUACGACAAUGACAAUCGACGCGUUCCUCGCCUGGCGGUCGAAUCUUACCUCAAUAGAGUCAUCGGGUCGAGUGAGGCCGCUGACGAAUUCAAGGCCGUACCCGAAAACACCGGCAGGAAAAUGGACGUUGGCAACCUACCUGAAAAUAAGAAGAAAAAUCGUUACCGGAACAACUUACCUUAUGACGACACAAGGGUGAAAUUGACACUGAAGAAUGGCGUGCCGCAUUCAGAUUACAUCAAUGCCAAUCAUAUUAGGGGCUAUGGACAGAAAAUGCAUUACAUCGCUACCCAGGGUCCCAAGGCAGAAAAACUCGACACAGUAGGGGACUUCUGGAGGAUGGUGUGGGAGCAAAACGUAUCUGCCAUAAUCAUGGUUGCUAACUUCAUUGAAAACGGGAAGCCGAAAGUGGCAGAGUACCUACGCUUUGGCUCGAUCGUCGAAACUGAAGAAAUGUCAGUCAGUAUUGUGAGCAAGGAAAAUUUGCCCCAUUUCGCAUUGACAAAAGUUUGCCUGGUGACUCGCAACGGUCAGCGGCGGGAACUUUGGCACUAUCAGUUCAUGAGCUGGCCUGACCAUGGCGUUCCAGGGGAGGCACUGUCUCUAGCUUCAAUGAUGAGACACUUCAGAGCUAGUCAGACACACGGCGUGGCGGUCGUGCACUGUUCGGCCGGCAUUGGGCGCACGGGGACGGUGCUGCUGGUGCUUCUCCUGCUCGACAGCCUGGACCUAGGCGACUCCAUGGACCCCGUUGAGGCCCUGGCCCUCCUCAGGGACAGCAGGGCGCGUCUCGUCGAAUCGUUCGCGCAGUACAGUCUCGCGCUUCAGAUACUCGACGAGAUUUUGUUCGGCACCAGUACGAACGUGCAGUUGGCCAGUCUCCUCGAAGAGGCGCCGCGCCUUCUACUCGAGUGUCCUAACCAGUACAGGAAGCUCAAGGCCCUUCCUUCAGCGCUCACGUACAGGGUAGCUGAACAACAAGAUGUGUCUGCCCUCACACGGAACCACGCAGCUUUUCCCUCGGACACCUGGAGGAUCUGCCUCACUGCCCAAGACGGAGUCCACGAAUCUCACUACAUCAACGCCAUCAGAGUGACCGGGCUUACCAACAAGGAGGCCUUCAUGAUCACUGAACACCCGUUGGCCUCGACUUCGGAGAGGUUCUGGCGCCUGGUGCUCGAGAGAUUCUGUCCCGUGGUGGUGUUUCUCAAUGAGUUCUCGGACAAGGACGAGUUCCCAGCAGUGUUGCCAGACCAGGAGGAGGAGUGGACCUUCGGGCAUCAUCGAGUUCUUACCCACUCUAUCCAACCUUAUUCCCAGUCUCUCUUACAAGCCCGCGUAACUAUUACCAACCCACAGAAUGAGACGUACAGCGUAGUCGUCUACCAAGUGAUAGGCUGGAAGUACGGCCAGGAACUCCCUCCCUCCGCCGACGUCCCCAUCACCCUGGCCGAUCUGCUCUUCCAGGUGCCGCGGGGGCCGUACUCGGGGCCUCCGCUCCUCUGCUGCGGCGAUGGUGUCACGGCGUGCGGACUGGUGGCUGCCGUCUCGUUGGUGUUGGAACGAGCUGUGAAUCACCAGAGUGUCGACAUCUACCGGACUGCCGUGAUGUUGCUGAGAUGUCGCCCGCAGUUCAUCACCUCUGUGGAUCAGUACGCGGCUCUGUACCAAUCUGCCUCACUGUAUUUGGAGAACUUUUCCACGUAUUCGAACAUUUCCUGAGGAUUUAGAUGUCUUGCAAAGAAUUAAGAAGGAGGCAGAACAAGGAGGAGGAGAAGAAGAAGAAAAUAGGAUAAUAAUAAUGAAAAUAAUAAGAAGAAGAAGGUGGAGGAGGAUUAGGAGGGGGGUAUGGAGAAGGAAAGGGGGAAGAAUAAAAAGAAGGAAGAGGAGAUGAAGAGGAGGAGAGGGCGAAGGAAGAAGAGGAAAAUAAGGAUAAAAACAAUAAAAAGAGACAGAGAGGUUGAGAGCUGGAAGAUAGAGAUAAUAAUGAUGAAAAUAUAACAAUUGAUAAUAAUGGUAAUGAUUGAAUAAUGAUUAUAUUAAUAAUACACAACAGCCUUAAGAUGAUUUUGUUUUAGUUCAAACAAGAGAUAAUUCAUUUGCAAUAUUGUCUCACAUAUUUGCAUUUCUUUCUUAUUAAAAUCAAAACAUGACU
This is a messenger RNA of Penaeus indicus, 5584 nucleotides long. RefSeq names its product receptor-type tyrosine-protein phosphatase mu-like. Gene Ontology annotation, molecular function: protein binding; protein tyrosine phosphatase activity. NCBI's taxonomy places the organism in Eukaryota, Metazoa, Arthropoda, Malacostraca, Decapoda, Penaeidae. The record is from RefSeq and is a predicted model, not a curated record. Gene Ontology annotation, biological process: protein dephosphorylation. Bases 154 to 5151 code for a protein of 1665 amino acids. The transcript has 35 exons.